Molecule: messenger RNA, 665 nt
Organism: Symbiodinium sp. CCMP2456
Lineage: Eukaryota; Dinophyceae; Suessiales; Symbiodiniaceae
Source: the annotation of a GenBank genome assembly
GCACAGCGGAGCUCGACUGGAGUGGAGCUCAGCCCCCAGCAACUGCUCCAAGAAAAGGAAGACCUGGAAAGGUUUGAUCGCCUGGCCCAGAAGCUCGAGGAGAAUUAUGACCAUCUCGAGGAGAACACUGUUGCCGCAAAAGCCUUAACGGACGAGUUCAACAAGAUCGCGAGCGAGGACACCGAUGAGACUCAGCUGUUCUGCGAGUAUGGCACCACCACGCUGGACUUCAAGACCUUCUCUCACGGAGAGGUGAUCACGAGGAACAGUGUUCCUGGAGUGGAAAUCACGGCACAACGGCGAGCGACUUCCCGCAAUGCUUGCACGGGCCCCUUGAUGAUCCUGAACAACCGGGAAGGUGGAGCGACGAACGAUGGCGAUCUGAAGACAUGCACGAACUGCGCGCUGCUGGUGUACUCUGAGGAUGGGGACACAACGACAGUGGAUGACUGUGCCGAGAGACCGGGGCCCAAGUUCAUCUUUGACUGGGACGCUGUGAAGGACAUCAAGAACAUCCUUCUGUGGGACCAAGAUGAUGGCAAUCAGAACACCAAGAUCCAGCUCUUCAAUGAGAAUGAUGAACUGAUCGCGGAAAAGGACGUAGAUCAGAAGAGCGGCCUCAACGGCAAAGGCAGCACCGUGGACCUGCGAGUUCGUGGCGUGAA